UGACCCUGCUGAAGUUCAAGCAAGGGUUCUACCUCACUUAAUAAGAAGUUUUUGUUCCCGCUACCCUUCCCAAAAGAAAUUCUCUUGACUUUGCAAUUCCCGUUCAGAUUUAAGUAACAUAAUUUUACUGGACUGCCGUGAAGGAGGACUCGCUAAAACGUCAUGUUUAGUGACCUUUAAAGAUCCCCAACAACAAUGGAGGUCAACAUUGACUUCCUUCCCAAUGAAGUUUUGCUGCUAAUAUUACGGUUUCUCUCCAGCCAAGACUUGUUCUCAGUGUCGUGUGUCAGCAACAGAUUCAGCUGUCUAGUAAACGACAGGAAAAUAGUCAGGUAUUUAGACUUGAGAAAGGUCUACAGUCGUACAACAGACGAUUUCAAGACCUUCUUCCUUCCACGUUUAAGAUGCCGGAAUAUAGAGCAUAUCAAUUUAGACCAUGUGUACUGGAUCAGAUUGCCAAGUUUUGUGGUGAAGCUGAAAAAUCUGAACUCGCUCCAUAUGCUAGGAACACCUUUGACGUUUUUACAACUGAAAUGGAUUCUCACAUCUUGUACAAAGCUUCAAGAUCUCUCUAUCAGUUGGCCGGAUGACAUGGAAUCAGACAAUGCAAAGCAGUGGGUGGGAGGGUUCAGUGAGGUGAAGACUGUACUCAGUGAACUCAAAACUUUGAAGAUAAUGAUAUAUGCUAACCCCAUGCCACUCUUGGAGCUUCUUAUCCACUGUACCGGCCUUAAAAAAUUGGUUAUCAUCAAUCAUCAUGCACGCAAGUUCUUCAGCGCUCCCAGGAUAUUUUCCGAUAAGGAAUACACUUUGAACUUUCCUCAUCUACAAGAGUUGAUAAUUGAUCAUUUGGACGGCAGCUUUCCACUCUACCUGCUGGCGGGUCUUCUCCUUAAAAUAUCGGAGGGUUGCCAGAGCUCUGCUGAUUGGGAGACUUUUUGGACUAACACUCCAGUUUACAUUAACGGAAACACAUUUGAUAAUGUUGCUGUCAUCCAGAAGUGCUCAAGAGUGUUCCUCACACUGACACCACAGAUUUGGGACAUGUUGUGCAAGGCUGGACCUCUUCAUAAUUUAAAAGAACUGUUAGUUACUGGUCAGGCUCCUCGCAGCAUCAACCUCACCUCCAUCAUACGUUCCUGUCCCAAUCUCAAGAGUAUGAAUAUCAUGUGUGGUCUCAACAUAACACUGGAUAUGAAGAAAUUAUGUGAACUGCAACCAAAACUGGAGAGACUUAGCAUAUGUUGUCAUCCUGAGCAAGGACCACCCAAGAUCGUUGAAGGCAUCGCAACACUGCGUCAUUUAACACAUCUCACAGUACCCGUGUGUGCCCUUAUAGAAAUUCGACACACUAAGAAAUCCUGCAUUACCAAGGCAGAGAACUUAAUCACCGUCGGAUUUAAACGCAAGAGAGUUGGCGUCCCCAGUACAAGUAAUUUGGAAGAAGUUGAAAUAGCUGCCUUCAACUUGGUUUUUGAAAACUGUCCAAUGAUCACAAUGCUAGAAAUUGGAUUUAAUACAAGUACAUCAUGCAGUCCAGCUAAAGUUCACUGGGAGUGUCUGGAAAACAUGAAGAAGCUCAAGAGGCUGACACAUCUUACACUCGAUGGUAUCCCUAUAACCAACGGGUUAUUUUUAAUUGAGAUAGCCCAAGGAUGUCAGGAGUUGAAAUUUCUUCGUUUGAAGCAUUUAGGACCUUCAGGGAAAUGCUGUUACCUGGCUCACUUUUCUCAGGCACUGGCACACUGUAGAAACCUUGUUAAUCUCAGGAUCGAGCAAAACUACCUUGCUUCUGGGACGGCCUUGUUCAAAUCUUUGCAAGGUUGUGAGAAGCUUGAGAGAGUGUUUAUUCACUCUGAGAGAGACUCGCAAAGUUUUGACAUUCCUGCCAUAGACAGCUUCAUCGAGAAGCAAGCAAACCUAGUGUUCGUCUUCAUUGUCGGUAGUCAGACGCCCAAAAACAAGUGUGCAAAACUCACAAGAAAGUACAAAAAUUCAUUCCGUCCAGCUCUUGUUGUAUGCAUCCGCAGUGCUCUGUGGGACGUCUUCGACGACAAAAACACAGAGAUUCGAACAAUACCCGUGUGCCACUACAAUGAAAUGAUUACGUUUAGAAGUUGGACUUACGAUGCUUUCACUUAAUGCGAACUCACUAAAUGAACAUGUACAAAUUUUGUUAAGUAUGUUGGUCAUCGUUUUGAGGUCAAUUUAUACUGAAUUAUAUUUAUAAUUCUUGUGGUGUCUCGCUGUAAAAUAUUCUUUAUACAGUAUUAUUUAAAGUAAGUUAAAAAAAAUCUAUUAAAUAUAUGUAUAGAUUUAUAGAUGCUAGAGAGCAUUCACAAUGAAUUACUUAAAAUAUAUAAUUAAUGUUAGUAGGAUUUUUCAAAAGUUUAUUAUUAGUAGUACUUUCAUGGAGAAAUGCUAAACUCAUAGGGGGUUACAUAAUACUUGAGGGAUGGGAGGUGAAGAAGCUCGAUCAAAGAAAAAGGAGUGUGGCUUUAAUUCAUUUAAUCAGAGGCUCUUUCAUCGUCACUUCAUUCUUCUAGAAGUUCAAUUUUAAAUUGAGAAUGCAGUGGAAAGUGAUCUCUGGGGCCAUGUGUAGUAGAGUGUUGUUACAGGUGAUGUUAUGAAUGUUGUUUGAAUAUCUGGGCACUGGACUCUUGAGAAUAAAAAGUACACAAGCUGUGAGUAAUGGGAGUAAUGUAGAUCUUCUACAAGUAAUGUAGAUCUUCUGCAAGUAAUGUAGAUCUUCUACAAGUAAUGUAGAUCUUCUGCAAGUAAUGUAGAUCUUCUACAAGUAAUGUAGAUCUUCUGCAAGUAAUGUAGAUCUUUUACACGAAGAAGAUUAAUGAAUUAGACAUAUAUACAAAACCUGGGUAUCUUUUUUUUUUCUUUUUAUCAAACCGGCCAUGUCCCACCGAGGCAGGGUGACCUAAAAAGAAAAAUGAAAGUUUCUGUUUUUAACUUUUGUAGCUUAAACAGGAGAAGGGGUUACUAGCCCCUUGCUUCCGGCAUUUUAGUCACCUCUUAUGACACGCAUGGCUUACAGAGGAAGAAUUCUGUUACACUUCCCCACGGAGAUAAGAGGAAGUAACCAGAACAAGAACUAGUAAGAAAAUAGAAGAAAAUCCAGAGGGGUGUGUAUAUAUCUGCCUGUACAUGCAAGUGUAGUGUGACCUAAGUGUAAGUUGAAGUAGCAAGAUGUACCUGAAAUCUUGCAUGUUUUGAGACAGAAAAAAGACCCCAGCAAUUCUUCCAUCAUAUAAAACAAUUACAGGCUUCCGUUUUACACUCGCUUGGCAAAACAGUAGCACCCUCCUGGGCAGUUGCUGUCUGCCAACCUACUACCUAGGACCUGGGUAUCUGUGCUAUUUAAAAAGAUACCCAGAUGUUGCACCUGUGUCUCAUUCAUCAAUUUUUCAGUAAUGUACACUACUAAUAUACUGAAUAAGGUUGUACGUAGUCCAAACAAGGCAUCAUUGAUUACACUUUUUUUUUUUUUACAUUCAUGAUAGUAUCAAAUCUGGGUUUGUUAUAAGGUCGUCACUAUGUUCCCAAGAGCUCCAUUCGCUUGAGAGCACUGUGGGUUAUAGUUGAUGAUUAUUAUAGUUAUGGACAAAGCUCUGAAGCUGUAGGGGGUCAUUUAAUGCUGUGUAGAUUGGUAGGUAAUCAAGUUUUACUGAAGGAAGGGAAGAGUGGCUCUAAUUCUUUGGAACAAAAGGUACAUUACCAUGACUGGGUUACCAUGAGGCCUGGUCAUGGACUAGGCCAUGGGGGCGUUGACCCCCGGAACACCUUCCAGGUAUUCCAGGUACAGUUGGAACCUCUGGUCACGACGAUAAUUCAUUCCAAAACUCUGGUCGUGACCUGAUUUGGUUGUGUUCCAAACCUAAUUUCCCCAUUGGAUUGUAUGUAAAUACAGUUAAUCCGUUCCAGAUCCCUAGGAACUGUAUGUAAAUAUUGUUUUUUUUAAGAUUUUUAAACACAAAAAUAGUUAAUUAUACCAUAGAAUACACAGUAUAAUAGUAAACUAAAUGUGAAAACCUUGACUAACACUGAGAAAACCUUGAACAACAGAGAAAACUAACAUUGCACGAGUCCUAAGAGUUUUAAGCAUCUAAUGGCUGAGCAGUGAACUCCGUUAUUUGCCGCCUGAUUUCUUUCAAUUUUGGUGUAUGUUAAAAAUUAUCUUUCCAUCAUACAUUGCCCAAGUUUUAAUAAGAUAGCCUAACAAACAACUGAGAAAAAAUAGACAGUUUCUCCUCACUUAACAACGGAGUUCCAUUCCUAAGACCAUGUCAGUAAAUGAAUUCAUCACUAAGUGAGGAGCAUACUAUUAUGGUAGUGGGUUUCUGUCAGCUAUCUUUGAUAUUGUUUUAAUGUCACCUUCUCACCAUUUGUAACAUUUGUGGUAUAUUUUUAAAUGUUUAUACAGUAGUGUACUGUAUAUUGUAAUAAACAGAACAAAGGAAAUCAGCUCUAGUAUUCAUUAUUUAGGCAUGCAUACUGGUCAGAGAGCCUGUUGUAAGUCCGAGGUGUCGGUAAAUGAGUAACAAUGAUGCGGACUGUGAAAAUUGGCGUGGCUGUGUUUGUUCAGCACCCGAUUAUGUGUUCAUGACCAGACGCAAAAGUUUGCAGAAUUUUUUGGUCGUGAACCAAUUUGUUUGUGUUCAGAAGCAUUCGUGGCCAGAGGUUCCACUGUUUACACAAAUAACCUGCACAUAGGAGAAAGAAAUUUAUGACAACAUUUUGAUCUGACUUGGACCACUAACUAGUCACACUGUGACUAAUUAAUGGUUCAAGGCACCCCUCUAGAAUAUAUCUCUCGUUAGAACUCAGAAAUUCACAUAACACACACAUGAUCCACUAAGGCAUUCAAUCAUCAAUGUAAGAGGAAAAGGAUUUAGCCGUGCUUCUCGUAUGUUAUAGAAUGACCUUUCUAAGACUUUUUUUUUUUAAUCUUGUACUUUUUGACAUAACUUUCAUAGUUUUCUAUUAAUUUUUAAAAUUGAGUCCAAACAGUCUUUGUUCCUACUUAUGAGUUUUUACAAAUGAUUGGGAAACACUGUCCCCCAAGUUGAGAACUCCACUGUUUCUGAUUCCAGUUCCAUUAUUUCCUCGGAGAGGAGGGCUCUCUAAUUGGUUAUCUGAAGAUGAUGAAAAGUUUCUCUGUUGGCUAGAAGCAGCAACAACAAUUUCAUGUGUCUUGAUUAGAUUCUAAAACCUACAAAAGUCACUGUAGAUAUGGGCUCCACAUAGGGCUUAUUCUUCAGAGUCCAGGCACUGUAUUUUCCACCUCCAGGACUUGGUUCCAGCUAACCAGUUUCCCUGAACUCCUUCAUAAAUCUUCAUAUUCUUGAUACAGAGCCAGAAUUUGUGCUUAAUUUUCUGAGUCAUGGAAGGAAGAUGCUCUUUCUGUGUGGUAUUACAGGAACUCCACAACUAAUAAAUUAAUUAUUAUAUUGAUAUGGAAGCACUGAACAAACAGAUGAGUUUCUCCCUUUUAAAAUUAUUUGCAACCUGAGUGUUGCUCAUUCUGAAUCGAUUUGAUUGUCACAUACACUCAUUUUGUUGAUGAAAUUGCAUUUCAACAGUAAUUCUGUACUUUGUAUCUUAACUGGUGGUGGUAGUGUAGUAAUUAGUAGUUAGCAGCAGUAGUAGUUGUAGUAGUUGUAGUUGAGAAUGAGACACGUUCAACAUUUGGGUAUCUUUAUUAUGGAAAUGUUUGGCCAGUCAGGGGCUUCAUUACUCCAAAUGUUUCCAUAAAAUUACCCAAAUGUUGCACUAGUGUCUCAUUCUUCAACUUGUAAGAUUUCUAAAGCAUUUAUAUAGUAAUAGUUGUUGUUAAUAGUAGCAGCAGAUAGUAGUACUAGUAGGACUAGUGGCAGAAUAAAAAAAAACAUUCUGAACAUUAUACAUGGAAACAGUGCAGUAAUUUAAAAAGACCAUUGUUUGUAUAGCAUUUGGGUAACCUUAGGAAUAAAACCAAUUUAACACUAAAAUGGUUAUGUAUUACAAGUAAAUUGUUUGAAUACUAAAUUUAAUACAAUAUGAUAUGAAGAGAGAAUAAUCUUGACUGCACUGACAAUAUUGAUUAUAAUUAUUAAUGGGUGGUAGAAAUAUGGCGGUGACAGUAGCACAUGAGGACAAGUGCUACUCAAGUUUAGAGAAUAUGGUUACAGAGGCUGUGUUUAAUGUUUACAAUCACUUAACAUAGCACUUUCAUCAGAUUUAAGGCACUUUUAAGAAAAUCAUUGAAGCAGUUGUAAUAAUGUUUGUAAAAUUACCAACAAUGUGUUAGGUAAAAGGACACAAGGGCAACUAAUUCAACAUUUUAUUGUGGCAACGUUUUGCUCUCCAGGGGCUUGACAAAGCUCCUUUAGAGUGAAACGUUGCCACAAUAAAAUGUCACAUUAGUUGCACUUGUGUCCUUCUACCUAACAUUGAAGCAGUUGGCAGAUGGUGAACUUUCUGCAUCUUCAGGUAGUGUGUUCCAUACUUUUGGGCUUUUUAUCUUCCUGGAGUUUCUAAGCAGGUUGAGUCAAACAAGUGGUAUAUCAAAGAGACAUUUGAUUCUUGUACUGUCUGUGUUAUGUUGCAGAUCCUCAGGGGGGGGGGAUGAGGUAGAUAUAGUACGAGUAUCAUGUAUACAGAGAGAAUGGACCUAGUAGUGACCAGUGAAGAGGUGGGGCCAAGAGCUGAAACUCGACCCCUGCAGCCACAAUUAGUGAGUAUAAUUAGAUGAGUACAGUGUUCAUAGUUGUAAAUGUGGAAUUUUUUUUGUAUGUUAGUAUAUAUGUUAAUAAGAACUAAUAUAAAGUAAAUAAUUCAGAAUAAUUAUAAUUAAUAAUUUGGAAUUUUAUAAUUCUUGAAAGCCUGUUCUUUAAGGAAAUUCACAAGCCUUAUCUUUACCUUUGAAAAGUUUCGAGAGUUUCACUACUCUCUGAGCCUGGCCAUGGGCUAGGCUUGUCUGGUGCUUGCCUGGUCAACCAGGCUGUUGCUGCUGGAGGCCCACUGCCCCACAUAUCCAUCACAGCCUAGUUGAUCUGGUACCUGGUGAAGAUACUUGUCCGGUUUCCUCUUGAAGGCUUCUGUACUUGUUCCAGCCAUGUUUCUAAUAUCUUCUGGUAAGAUGUUGAAUAGUCAGGGACCUCAGAUGUUGAUACAAUGUUUCCUUAUUGUCCCCACCACACCCCUGCUCCUUACUGGGCUUAUUUUACACUUCCUCCCAUAUCUCUCACUCCAGUAUGUUGUUAUGGCAGUGUGCAGAUUUGGGACCAAGCCCUCGAGUACUUUCCAUGUACGUAAUGUUAUCAUAUACUAUCUCUCUUUCCUCCACUCCAGUGAGUACAUGUUCAAGACUGGAAGGCAUUCCCAUUAAUUUAGGUGCUUUACUAGCUCAAUGUGAACCGUUAACAAUCUCUGUAUUUGUUCCAGCUCUGAUAUUUCUCUUCCUUUGAAUGGGGCCAUCAGCACUGAGCAAUAUUCUAAAUGAGGGAGCACUAGCGAUUUGAAGAGUGUCACCAUCGGCAUUAUUUCUCUUGUUUUGAAAGUUCUCAAUACCCACCCCAUCAUCUUCCUGGCUGUCGUGAUCUUUGUCUUGUUAUCACCUUUAAAAGAAAGGUCAGCUGACAUAAUUAUUCCCAGGUCUUUUAUGUGUUCCUUUCAUUCUAUACAUUUGGUGACCCUCUCGAGUUUUGUAUAUAGUGCUUCUUUUGAGUUCUUCAUUCUUUCCAUACUUAAGCAGCUGGAACCCAUCACCAUUGAACAUCAUGUUGUUCUCCACUGCCCACUGGAAAACCCUGCUUAUGUCAUCCUGUAAUUUAUCAGUGUCCUCUACCAUAGUGACUUUCAUACUUAUUUUAAUGUCAUCUGCAAAUGAUGAUACAAAUGUGUGAAAGGUGUUUUUAUCUAUGUCUGCUAUGAGGAUGAGAAACAGCAGAGGUGCCAGUAAAAGUGCCUUGGGGCACUGAGAUUUUGACCUCGCUGAUGCUGGAACUUGCUCUGUUCACUACUACUUUCUGUGUUCUGUGUUAGGAACCCAAAAAUCCAUCUGCCUACUUUCCUUGUAAUGCCCAUGACCCUUAUUUUGUGCUCUAUCACUCCAUAAUCACAUUUGUCAUACGCCUUUGCAAAAUCUGUGUAAAUCACAUCUGCACUUUGGUCGUCUUCCAAUGCCUCCAUAAUUCUGUCAUAAUGGUUCAGCAGCUGUGACAGGCAUGAUCGUCUUGCUCUAAAACCAUGCUGGUUCAGGUUAUGCUGGUUGUGCUGGUCCAUGAAAUUUGUAAUCUGCUGUCUCAUCACUCUUUCAAAGAUUUUUAUGAUGUGAGAAGUUAGGGUUACUGGUCUGUAAUUUUUAGCUAGUGCUAUACUACUUCCCUUAUGCAAAGGAGCUAUAUCUGCAGUCUUUAAGGCAUCUGGCAUUUCUCCUAGAUCUAAUACUCGUGCUAGUGGGACUUUGCACUUCUUUAUAAAUAGAGCAUUCCAUGAAUCUGGUCCAGGUACUGAGUGAUUGGGCAUGUUGUCCAUUUCUUUUUCGAAAUCUAUGGGAUUUGUACUAACAUCAGUUAGUUGGUCUGUGAGGCCUUCUGCCAGAGUGAAAAAUUUUUCGGGUUUUUU
Cherax quadricarinatus is the source of this 8619-nucleotide messenger RNA. Lineage: Eukaryota; Metazoa; Arthropoda; Malacostraca; Decapoda; Parastacidae. The record is from RefSeq and is a predicted model, not a curated record.